AAAAAAGAACAAUUGCAAGAAAUGAAAUAAAGUGAAAAACGUUUGCAGAAAUGCGCCUGCGCAAGAACUGCGCGUCAAGAGUUGCUUUGUUUUUUCCCUCUCAGGAAUUUUGUUUGACUGCUAGUGCUACUGAGUGAGUCCUGUGCGCAUGGGGCAUAGUAGUAGCCGGUUAUGGCGGUAGUGUAUAGAUCUUCAUGAGGCGGGGAAGAAGCACCUUAAGCCGAAAAGACCCACCAGAGUCUGAAGCUAUGGCAGGCGUCUUUGAUAUUGACUUGGAUCAGCCAGAGGAAAAUGUCUCCGAUGAUGAGCUUGAGGAUGGGACUCACCUUAGUGAGUGUAUGGAGCAGUCUAGCAGCUUUGAAUUUGACAUGGAUGACUGUGAAAAAUUUGAAAUCUCUGAGGACAGCGUCAACAAAGGCACAGAGCAGAUUCGUCCCGAGUGUUUUGAGCUGCUGCGUGUGUUAGGAAAAGGGGGCUAUGGAAAGGUUUUUCAAGUCAGAAAGGUGACCGGAGCUGCCUCUGGAAAAAUCUUUGCCAUGAAGGUUCUAAAGAAGGCAAUGAUUGUUCGGAAUGCCAAGGACACGGCUCACACUAAAGCCGAGAGGAACAUCCUGGAGGAGGUGAAGCACCCAUUUAUUGUGGACCUGAUCUACGCCUUCCAGACAGGGGGGAAGCUCUACCUCAUCCUGGAGUACCUCAGCGGUGGUGAGCUCUUUAUGCAGUUGGAGAGAGAGGGCAUCUUCAUGGAGGACACGGCAUGCUUCUACCUGGCGGAGAUCUCUAUGGCACUGGGUCACCUUCAUCAGAAGGGCAUCAUCUACCGUGACCUAAAGCCAGAGAACAUCAUGCUUAAUGACAAAGGUCACGUGAAGCUGACAGACUUUGGGCUUUGCAAAGAGUCCAUCCACGAUGGCACGGUCACCCACACCUUCUGUGGAACUAUCGAGUACAUGGCUCCAGAGAUCCUGAUGCGGAGCGGCCACAACAGGGCAGUGGACUGGUGGAGUCUGGGAGCGCUGAUGUACGACAUGCUGACGGGGGCGCCACCGUUUACUGGUGAAAACCGGAAGAAGACCAUAGACAAGAUUUUGAAGUGCAAACUCAACCUUCCACCUUACCUCACACACGAGGCUAGGGAUCUUCUGAAAAAGCUGCUGAAGAGAAAUGCAUCCCUGCGGUUGGGUGCCGGGCCAGGAGAUGCAUCAGAGGUGCAGGGCCACUCCUUCUUCAGACAAAUUAAUUGGGAUGAUCUUCUCGCUCGCAAAGUUGAACCUCCAUUCAAGCCUUUUCUGCAAUCAGCAGACGACGUCAGUCAGUUUGACUCCAAAUUCACCAGCCAGACCCCAGUGGACAGCCCUGACGACUCCACUCUUAGCGAAAGUGCCAACCAAGUCUUCCUGGGCUUUACGUAUGUGGCCCCAUCCGUGCUUGAGAACAUUAAGGAGAAGUUUUGCUUCGAGCCAAAAGUCCGCUCCCCACGGAAGUUUCUGGAAAGCCCGCGGACACCAGUGAGCCCCAUCAAGUUCGCUGGGGGUGACUGCUGGCCACGAGGCCCCCCUCUGCCGGGUUCUGCCGCCGUUGCCUCCUCCUCGUCGUCGUCGUCCGCCCUGCUGUCCCCCAGCGGCGAGCAGCCCAUGGACGUGUCGGCGGCGGAGCGGAUGGACGUGAGCAGCAGCAGCUCCUCCACCGAGGCGUCCGCCCCUCUGCCCAUCCGGAAGCCCCUGGGCGGCGACGUGGGCUCCUUCCGCAAGCAGGCCUACCCCAUGCUGUCCAAGCGGCCCGAACACUUGCGCAUGAAUCUAUGACACACGGCUCAGCUCGGUGCCUCACUCGGCCUGCUGGACGCUCCUAGCGAGUUGCUCUUCCACCGUUUAUUCCCUUUUGCUUUGGUUGGUGUUUUUUAACCGGAAGAGAAUGAAUGAAAUGACCCAGAAGGCCCCUCGCGUUCCACCGACACCUCCAGCCUCCCUUUUUUGUUUUGUUUUUCAUUUUUGAACCGACCAAUGAGGAGGCUGUGAAGGGAGGCGCUUCACCAGAGGGCGUGUCUUAAACGGUCUCUCUCCCAUCAUGAAUUGCACGACGCAGGAGAUGUGGCUCGCAGAAGAAGAAGAAGAAGCAGAAGAAAAAGUCACAAUUCCAGCAUGCCACAGACUCUGGGUCUCCCUUUUGCCUUUUGCGCUUUGCACAUGCUGGUGAGGUUUGGCGGACGCCGCUGGACAAGACCCCCGGUGUUUUGCGUGCGUGCGUGCGUGCGUGCGUGCGUGCGUGCGUGCGUGCGUGCGUGCGUGCGUGCGUGCGUGCGUGCGUGCGUGCUUCUGAUUACUGGUGCUUUAAAUACCGGGGCACUCCACACUGCCGCUCCGUGGAAGGCUUUGACGCUGGACGAAAUACACGUAAAUAAUUUUGUCAUGAGUCACUUGAAAGUGAGUGGGGCAAUGGGCUUUUUUAGAAAGAAAAAGGGGGAAACUGCUAACACCCCUGCCUUAUUUUGGUUAUGUGGCCUGGGCUAUCAUAUGUAGUUGAUGGAAAACAUAGAUCAAAACCACAUUUCUCUUUUUUUGUUGUUUUUCUCGAGACAUGGACAUUAGUGAGGAAGACAGAAAAGGCUGACGUUUCUGGUAACUUUUGACCUUGUUUCAUGCGGUUUCAUCCAAUUGAUUGCUUUCCAAAUAUCUCUUGAUGAUGGAUUGGAUGCAAUCAUAAUAUGCUUUACUUAUGUUGCUUUCAUUUCUUUCUUUUCCCUUGUUUUUGUAGAAUGUAUGCUGGCUUUAAAUACUUUGAUGGUCAUUUGAAAUGAAGACUUGAAAACACUCCCAAACUCUUGGACAACAGUAUUGAGAUGUGCAUGAUUCCCUGGGGAUUCCUUGGGCAGUUCCACUGGGACUCUCGUGACUUCUUUCAGAUUGAUUUCUGGGUGACAAACUUAAGAGCUUUCGUAAUGUUAUGUAUAGAACUUUGACAGAUGUGCGCUGGCUUGGUCGAAUGUAUGUGUGACGAGUCCUUGGUUUUGCUUGAGAAAGUGAAAGCAAACACCUUUAUUAUGAGUUGUUGAUAUUGAAUGCUGUAUACCCACAGUUCCUUUAUGAGCCUCAAGGAUUCAAGACUUUGUUUCAGCCUACCUCUCACAUUUCUGUUCCAUGACCUCGUUCUUAGCUACACCAAUAGCUGUUUGGGGGGUGUCAGUACUCUUCUUGCUCUAAAAAGAUGGACCUUUUCUCUGUUGUGUCAAGUCAGAGCCUUGUGUAGAGCCUGGAACCUGGAAUGUUGUAGAUCUGUGUGAAAAUUACCGCUAUUCAGUCUACAACGAUGGUUUUACACAAGCUGCUUGUCUAGAACGUGAGCAGAAGCUGAAGUCACUGCGAGAUGUGUUGUUGAUUUUUUUUUUUUUUUGUCUUAAAUGUCUGUUACUGUAUGAGUUGAUAAUAACCUGAACUGCUGCUGUAUCUUGGACUGAGUUUGGGAGAAAUGUUCAUCAGGGGUGAUCAACUAGCACCCACAUGUAUUAAUUAUGGCUGAAAUGAGCAGGCAGGGCACCAUUACAUUGGAGACCUUUGGUGGGUCAUUUUAGUAUUUAAAGUGUUUCCAUUUGUGAAACUCAGGAUCAGAAAGGAUUUCUUUGGAUGCAAGUGGAGUUGGAUCAGUUCCGUAAACGGAUCUUAUCUAAUUUGCUGCUUAAUCUGGCAAAGUGGGAAAUUGUAGUGCACGCAUAAUUGUGCUGGUAUCUGCUCCUGGUGUGUCUACUGUGUUCUUUGAAUGGCUCUUGUUCUUUAAAGGUGUAUACCCUUAACCAAGACAUCCAGCCUUCAUUUUGAGGGUUCAACAUAAUGAUGUAUUGUUUUAUAGACAUGAUCAGUGUAAUUUACUGUUGUCAUUUCACAUUAUGAGACAUUUUCCCCUUCAAAUCUACAUAUAUUUAAUUGAAGUUUUUGCAAUUCCAAAUAGUCCAGCCUACAUUGAAAACAGGCCUGUUCAUGAUUUGAAUUUAGUCAUUUUAAUGACUACAUGUAAGUGAUUCAGUUUUACUUUUUUAAGAAAAAGAUAACUAGAGGUUAAGAUGCAUAUAAAGACAGGCUCUUCUAGACAAUUGACCGAGCUCAAUGGAAUUCUCAAUGGAACUCUCAACAAGGGCAUUGUUAGGCUUGGAGCAACUCCAGAAUUGCCAUCACAGUCUGAACUGUAAUUCAUCGCCUGUUUAAUUUAUGAAAUGUAUAGCGGAUAUUGCCGUAGGCAUAUUGACACAAAUUUCAUACUACACAGCUGACACUCCAAAGGUUUGAAAUUCUUUCGCACUGCCUGCCUGGGAUUUUGUUUUUGUAUUUAUUAAGAUUGCGAGGUUUGAUGUUUUUAAGUAUUUUAUUUAAUCAAGUGCCAUUUAACAGCUGUAUUCCCUGCACUAUGCAACUAACAAGCUAUGUUUGUUGUUGAGUAAAUCAGUGUUAGCAUGA
Sardina pilchardus (European sardine) is the source of this 4445-nucleotide messenger RNA. RefSeq names its product ribosomal protein S6 kinase b, polypeptide 1a (gene rps6kb1a). NCBI's taxonomy places the organism in Eukaryota, Metazoa, Chordata, Actinopteri, Clupeiformes, Clupeidae. Gene Ontology annotation, molecular function: protein serine/threonine kinase activity; ATP binding. Gene Ontology annotation, biological process: peptidyl-serine phosphorylation; signal transduction. The record is from RefSeq and is a predicted model, not a curated record. The transcript is spliced from 15 exons. Bases 195 to 1805 code for a protein of 536 amino acids.